Molecule: messenger RNA, 1907 nt
Organism: Arabidopsis lyrata subsp. lyrata
Lineage: Eukaryota; Viridiplantae; Streptophyta; Magnoliopsida; Brassicales; Brassicaceae
Product: putative F-box protein At4g10740
Exons: 1
Coding region: 105-1277 (390 amino acids)
Molecular function (GO): protein binding
Source: RefSeq, a predicted model, not a curated record
UCUGAAGCCUUUUUAAUAGGCCAACUUCAUUUAGGGUUUCUACUUUUCUUGUUCAUUUAGGAUUUCUCAAGGUCCCUCAUUUGAGUUGUUUCCAACUUGAAAUAAUGACGACGACGAUGUCAAAUCUUCCAAAUGAUUUGUUAGAAGAGAUUGUCUCUAGGGUUCCUCUAAAAUCUAUGAGAAAAGUGAGAUUAACAUGCAAAAAAUGGAAUGCUUUGUUCAAAAGCCGGAGUUUUACGAAGAUGCAUAUUGGGAAAGAAGAAGAAGCAUCAAAGGAAUUAGGAGAGACUCGGAUGAUCGUGAUGAUGGAUUGCAAUGUUUAUUUAAUGGGCAUCAUCGUCAAUGAAAAUCCAUCCAUAGAGUCUUUAGGUAAACUUACUUGUCUACAUGAUUCAGAACAAGUCAAGAUAUCUCAAGUCUUUCAUUGUGAGGGUUUAUUACUAUGCAUCUUAAAAGUUGAUAAUACUAAGAUUGUGGUUUGGAAUCCGUAUCUGGGGCAAACAAGGUGGAUCCAAACCGGAAAGCAUUACCAUGCAAGUGGAUGGGUAACACUAGAUGUUUACAAUUACGCUCUCGGAUACGAAAAUAAUAGUGAAAAUCGUAGCCUCAAAAUCUUGAGGUUUACAAAAGAUUUCCAUUAUCACUUUCCCGAAAACGUCGCUUUAUGGUAUGAAAUCUAUGAUUUUGAUACUGAUUUAUGGACUACUCUUGAUGUCUCUCCACACUGGCGGAUAAUAUCUAACUGUGGUCUUUCUCUCAAGGGAAACACUUACUGGGGCGCUGUAGAACGGAAUGCAUCCGCACAUCAUAUAAUUUGUUUUGAUUUUACAAUAGGGAGAUUUGGACCGCUUCUACCUCUGCCGUUUAAGGCGAGGGGUUCAGAUUUUGUGCCACUAUCUUCGGUUAGAGAUGAGAAGAUCGCAGCUUUAUUUCGGGCAAGCGAAAAGGUUGAGAUAUGGAUUACGACUAAUAUUGAUGAUGCCAAAAAUGUGUCCUGGAGCAAGUUUGUUACACUAAAUAUACCAUACCUUGACCAGAAUCUUUCAUAUAAGAGUUUCCUCAUUGAUGAAGAGAAGAAAGUUGUUGUGGUUUUUGAUAACGAAAGAAAAGUCACGCACAACACCAUUAUUAUCAUUGGAGAGGCUGGAUGCUUGAGGAAAUUGGAGCUUGGAGAACCCGUAGACAAAAACUGUUGGCCACUUGUGUGCUCGUAUGUUCCAAGUAUAGUGCAAAUCAAGCAACAUAAUGAAGGGCAAAAGAAAAACCAAAGUGAUUAGGAAAGGCGUCGACAUCAAUAUGUUCAAAACAUGUUGAGACAUGACAACAAAUCAAGCAAGAGGAGGUGGCAAAAGGAAAAAACAAUGGAAAUUUGAUUAGUCUCAAUUUACAAAGUCUAGUUUAUAUGUCUUUCAUUUUCCCGGUUUUUUCUUUUAGCAAUAUUAGUUUGUUUCUUCCCAUCUAUUGUUCUAUAUGAAAAAAAAAUGUUAUGUUUUACUUUUUAAUUCUUACAAAACCGCUAGGUGAUCCAUUAAAUGACUAGUUUGGUCAGAAAUAUCACAUCCAUCUCCGGAGGCGUGGUUAAUACAAGUUGCAAGUAUAGAAGAAUAUGUGUACUUGUCUCAUACAUUCAUUUUGUACUUGAUGAGAUUGUGUUGCAGCUUCUGACUACGGGUAUAUGGUUUAUUCCUUACAUCGUUUCAUGAUUUGGAAGUUGGUUAUACAUGUUAUGGUUUCUGCACUAAAAGAACUUAAUCAUUACCAUGGAUAUGAGAGUAUCCCAUACCAUAUUAAAGAGAUGUGUUUUAGGAUUACAACUUUAGAAGAUAGAGAUACUCGAUUUGGUGUCUUAAAAAAGUAAACAAUUUUGAACCACAUCCAUAUUUUUCUAAUAAGUUACAUAAAUGAGA